AUGAUCCGCAGGAGUCUCCCUCUUUUCUUCCUCCUCUCUUUCACUGCCACGCUUCUUAUUCCAACUACCAGUAGCAGUCAUGUCCAUUUUAACAUUUUGUCACUGCUUCAGCAGGAUUUCAGGAGGAGCAUCAUAUCACGCUUACUGGGAAGUGAUGAAUCUGCCAAGCAAAAGGCUGAACAUGAUGUGUCAAGCAAUGGUGUUGCAAGUGCGGCUAUGGUAAUAUUCAUCAUAUGUAUCAUAAUUUGUUGUUUAAGAUAUAACCAACUAGUGAAAUUUUGUUCUACCACAAAGAAUGACCAAAAUAUUGAAGUAUUCUUAAAAGAUCAUGGAGAUGUGUCACAAAAAAGAUACAAAUUUGCAGAAGUGAAGAAAAUGACCAAUUCCCUCAAAGUUAAACUUGGUCAAGGUGGUUUUGGUGCAGUAUACAAAGGACAACUACCCACUGGGACCCCUGUGGCUGUAAAAUUAUUGAACGCAUCCAAAAGAAACGGUGAAGAAUUUAUGAAUGAGGUUGCUAGCAUUAGUAGAACCUCUCAUAUUAAUAUCGUGUCACUUCUUGGAUUUUGUUAUGAAGGCAACAAGAAAGCUCUGAUCUAUGAGUUUAUGGCAAAUGGUUCGCUCGAAAAGUUUAUCUACAAAAGAGGGACAGAAACCAUUACAUGUUUGAGUUGGGAGAAUUUAUACCAAAUCUCAAUUGGAAUAGCUCGAGGGUUGGAGUACUUACACAGGGGAUGCAACACUAGAAUUUUACACUUUGACAUAAAACCGCAUAACAUUCUUUUGGAUGAAAAUUUGUGUCCCAAGAUAUCAGAUUUUGGGUUAGCAAAGCUCUGUCCCAGAAACGAGAGCAUCAUUUCCAUGGCAGAUACUAGAGGGACAAUGGGGUAUGUAGCUCCAGAAAUGUGCAACAGACAAUUUGGUGGAGUUUCACAUAAGUCUGAUGUUUAUAGUUAUGGGAUGAUGUUGCUAGAAAUGGUAGGAGGGAGGACGAACAUCAAUCCUGAAGCUAGUCAUACAAGUGAGAUAUACUUCCCAUAUGUGAUACACAAGAGGCUUGCGCUGGACAAGGAUUUAAGGCCUGAUGAAGAGAUGACUGCGGAAGAAAAUGAGAUUGCAAAGCGAAUGACCAUAGUUGGUUUAUGGUGCAUUCAAACGUUUCCAAAUGAUAGACCUACAAUGAGCAAAGUAGUAGACAUGCUCGAAAGCAACGUGAAUUUCUUGGAAAUGCCACCAAAACCUAUGUUCUCUUCACCUACUAGAUCCACAGCAGAAUCUUCCCCUUUGAUUUAA
Molecule: messenger RNA, 1293 nt
Organism: Sphenostylis stenocarpa
Lineage: Eukaryota; Viridiplantae; Streptophyta; Magnoliopsida; Fabales; Fabaceae
Source: the annotation of a GenBank genome assembly